Cimex lectularius (bed bug) is the source of this 1639-nucleotide messenger RNA. Its product is annotated as protein yellow-like. NCBI's taxonomy places the organism in Eukaryota, Metazoa, Arthropoda, Insecta, Hemiptera, Cimicidae. The record is from RefSeq and is a predicted model, not a curated record. Gene Ontology annotation, cellular component: extracellular region.
UUGUUGGCGGUUCUGUUGGUACUGACAGCCGAGAGCUGUCUGUCUGCACAGAUGGAUGUCAUCCAUAGCUGGCGGAACGUGGACUUCAAUUUCCCGUCUUCGUCAACACGAGAUGCAAUGUUGAGAACGGGCAAGUUCAUACCAAAAAACAUCGCAAUCAUCGAUGUGGAUGUGUGGGAAGGAUUCAACGGAGGAGCACAGAAGAUAUUCGUGACGAUGCCCCGGUUGAAGCCAGGCACCCCUGCAACUUUGGCCAGCGUCGGUUUGACGGGAAUCUUGUCGCCUUAUCCCGACUGGGGCUGGCACAGGGAAGGCUAUUGCGACGGGAUCACCUCAGUCUUUAGGGUCGAGGUUGACCAAUGCGGCAGGCUGUGGGUCCUGGACAGCGGGACAAUCGACAUUUUUGAGAGCCAACCAAAAAUGAUCUGCCCUCCGCAAAUCCUUGUUUUCAACAUGAACGACGAUACCCUCAUAGGCAGAUAUCGGUUUCCUGACGAUGUUAUCGAUCCGAAGUCUUUGCUAGUGACGAUUGUCGUCGACACGAGAGAUGCCACGUGCGAAAACACUUUUGCCUAUAUAGCCGAUGUUGUUAGUUAUAAAUUGAUCGUUUUUGAUGGAAGACAUCAAAAGUCAUGGAGAGUGAGCAACAACUACUUCUACCCUUACCCGCUCCACGGUGCGUUCGAAAUCGCAGGAGUGACUUUCGACCUCAUGGACGGGAUACUCGGUCUCGCUCUUGGCCCCAUGUACGCAGGAGACAGGAGACUGUACUUCCACAGCCUGGCUUCCGUGAGGGAAUCUUGGGUGGCCACGAGUGUUCUGAGGAAUUCUUCACUCUUCACCGACGGCAACGGUUCACCUUCGUCUUUCCACGUUUCCCAGUACACGAGGCCGUCACAAUCCGCGGCGCAGGCGAUGACAAAAUCUGGGAUACUCUUUUUCGGCCUCCUUUCGCAAAACGCGAUUGCCUGUUGGAACUCAAAGCUCUCGUACACGAAAGACAACAUUAUCACCGUCGCCCAGAAUAAUGAGACAUUGCAGUUUGCAUCGGGGAUAAAAAUACGUAACGGUCGGGUCUGGGCUCUUACUUCUAAGCUGCAGAAUUUCAUUAAGGGAGCAGUACUCGAGACUGGAGAGAACUACAGGAUAUUGACAGAGAAAAUCGAAAAUCUGACAAAAGGCACCAAAUGCAGGCCCACCGAAUUAGAAUCUAGCCCUUCAGAGCAGUUGUUCAACAAUUAUCGAUCCAGCGCUCGUUUCAGUCAAUACAGCACCUACAAACAAAAUCAUCACUGAAAAAAAAAAUGCCAAACAUUUAUCUUGCGGUGAAAAAUUUAAAAAUAAGUUUUCUUCUUAAUCCAUCCCCUUUUUGUACUUUUAUAAUCCUGUUCUUACUUUACAUUUUAAACAUUAGAAAAUAAAAGUUCAAUAUUUCCCCUUAAAAAUAUCAUGUAUCACGUUCACCAAGAAAGUGCCAUAACCUUCAUGACACAAUAUUUUUUUUAUCACGUUCUAUAGUGUAAUGCACUUGAAAUUAUAUUUAUUAUGCUUUUCCGAUUUUUAAAAAAACUGUUUAUUGUAUUGUGCGAAAAAAAUUUGAAUAUGUAAAUUAGUAUUUGUUAAUAAAACUAGUUUUUUU